CUUGCUCCUGCUGUCAUCACAGACCACGCACAGGCAUGAUGGCGGCCUUCACUGUGGCUCGUAGCAGUUGUAGGCUGUUUAGCGGAUUGAGGGUCUCCUUGAGGAGUGUAGCGCAGAUAAAGUAUGGCGCAGCAGCAGCGGCGUCCUCACCACAGAUCCCUCUCCAGCCGGACUGUCGCUGGUACUCGGUCAGCCACCUGUCCGUGAAGGAGAGGAUCGAGCAGAAACGGAAGGCGGCGCUAAUCGGGGGAGGUCAGAAGAGAAUAGAUGCACAACACAAAAGGGGUAAGCUGACCGCCAGGGAACGAGUGGAACUCUUACUGGACCCCGAGUCCUUCACGGAGACGGACAUGUUUGUGGAACACCGCUGCUCCGACUUUGGCAUGGAGCAGGACGGCAACAAGUUUCCCGGCGACAGCGUUGUGACCGGACGAGGCAGGAUCAACGGCCGGCUGGUUUAUGUGUUCAGUCAGGACUUCACGGUGUUCGGUGGCAGCUUGUCCGGAGCUCACGCGCAGAAAAUUUGUAAGAUCAUGGAUCAGGCCAUGACGGUCGGCGCUCCCGUAAUCGGGCUGAACGACUCUGGCGGCGCUCGCAUCCAGGAGGGAGUGGAGUCCCUGGCUGGAUACGCAGAUAUAUUCCUGAGGAAUGUGUUGGCUUCAGGAGUCAUCCCUCAGAUCUCCCUCAUCAUGGGCCCCUGUGCCGGAGGGGCUGUGUACUCCCCUGCCCUGACGGAUUUCACCUUCAUGGUUAAGGAUACGUCAUACCUAUUCAUCACAGGUCCGGACGUCGUCAAGUCUGUGACCAACGAAGACGUGACGCAGGAGGAGCUGGGCGGAGCCAAAACUCACACCACCGUUUCUGGUGUGGCUCAUCGUGCGUUUGAGAACGAUGUUGAGGCUUUGUUGAACCUACGGGAGUUCUUCAACUUUCUUCCACUUAGUAAUCAGGAUCCAGCUCCCAUCAGGGAGUGCCAUGAUCCCAGCGAUCGUCUGGUGAAGUCGUUGGACACCAUCGUCCCGUUUGAGUCGACGAAAGCCUACGACAUGCUAGACAUCAUCCAUGCGAUCGUAGAUGAGAGGGACUUCUUUGAGAUCAUGCCCAACUACGCCAAAAACAUUGUGGUGGGUUUUGCCAGAAUGAGUGGCCGCACCGUGGGGAUUGUGGGUAACCAGCCCAAAGUAGCUUCUGGUUGUUUGGACAUCAACUCCUCGGUAAAAGGAGCCCGCUUCGUUCGCUUCUGUGACGCCUUCAACAUUCCCAUCAUCACUUUUGUGGAUGUUCCGGGUUUUCUGCCAGGUACCGCUCAGGAGUAUGGCGGCAUCAUCCGACACGGAGCCAAACUGCUGUACGCCUACGCAGAGGCCACUGUGCCAAAAAUAACUGUUAUCACCAGAAAGGCUUACGGAGGUGCCUACGAUGUAAUGAGCUCCAAACACUUGAGAGGAGAUGUGAAUUAUGCUUGGCCAACGGCCGAAGUUGCCGUCAUGGGUGCCAAGGGCGCAGUUCAGAUCAUCUUCAGAGGAAAGGAAAACCAGGCCGAAGCUGAGGCUGAAUACGUGGACAAGUUUGCCAACCCCUUCCCAGCUGCCGUCAGAGGUUUCGUUGACGACAUCAUCGAGCCCGCGACCACCCGUAAGAAGAUCUGCAGCGACCUGGAAGUGCUGGCCAGCAAGAAGCAGGUCAAUCCGUGGAAGAAGCACGCCAACAUUCCUCUGUGAAACACUUCCAACCCAGCUGCACGGCAAUGCGAUGGAAAAAGCACACUGCGCUCUGAUGAACUGCAGAGGUUCCUCAGGAAGCCUGCAAAGCAGAUGGUAGUCAUAUUCGCUUUACCACUCCACUGGAAGAAUCAAGAUCCCAAAUUCUGUUCCUUUUCACCUCAUUCAUAUUUAAAAAUAUAAAAAUAAAAAAUCAAGUGUUAUUCACUUUGGUGCCACCUAUGUGACUAAUAUCAGGAAGUUUGUGAUACACAAGUUUUGGAUAAAAGGAAAAUAAUCAAAACACUCAAGCAGUAGCCAUAUUGGCUGUUAUCAAGUAUGUUUUCGAACUAAACUAUCCGGACAAAGUCGGUUUUUGCAAUAAUUAUAAAAAUAUUGGGUUUCAGUGUACUGUAUUUAGUUUUUUCUUUAAAAUGUAUGUUUGUCUUUCAUUCAGGACACCAAAGUCCAAACUGUGCCUUCUCUCUCUGGCGCCCUCUGUAAAAUAAAUCACCUCAAUGUA
Molecule: messenger RNA, 2223 nt
Organism: Poecilia reticulata (guppy)
Lineage: Eukaryota; Metazoa; Chordata; Actinopteri; Cyprinodontiformes; Poeciliidae
Gene: pccb
Product: propionyl-CoA carboxylase subunit beta
Cellular component (GO): mitochondrion
Molecular function (GO): propionyl-CoA carboxylase activity
Source: RefSeq, a predicted model, not a curated record